Messenger RNA from Trichomonas vaginalis G3, 864 nucleotides. RefSeq names its product protein of unknown function, DUF4106 family. Lineage: Eukaryota; Parabasalia; Trichomonadida; Trichomonadidae. The coding region runs from base 1 to 864 and encodes 287 amino acids. The transcript has a single exon. The record is from RefSeq and is a predicted model, not a curated record.
AUGAGAUGGGGUCAUAAAGCUAAUCCGGAUAGGUGGUUCAUAAACUUACAACCACAAUUCCAAGAAGUUGUAGACGCAAUGGAAGUGAAUGGUGAACCAGAUGUAGCUGGUAUUUUCAGCGCGGCUUUAAUGCCAUUGAAAGAUAUGAAAGAUGCAGAUAUUUUGAACCAGUAUGAAAUGAACAUGGCUGAUGGAAAUAUAACACCUGACGUUCUAGAACAUUUAUCUCAAAGAACUACACAGAACCAUAAAGAUGGUAUAUUUGGUGAAGAGUUUAGAAAGAAAGUUAGGGAUAGAGAAGGAAGAGAACCUAUUGUACAUGACCUUGCAAACGAAAGUUUGCAAAAUGUCAUAAAAACUUACUUUGCAGACAAUGAACUGAGAAGGGAUGAAUAUUUAAGAAAACUCAAAUGGACAGUACCAAAUGAAAUGUUAGUAUUGAAAAACAUGUUCCUUGACAAAAUAAAACCAACUACAGAAAUAAAUGACGCAAGACUGAAACGUUGGGUAAAAGCUUUCCCAUUCACAAAAGAUAUUAUUGGUAACAUGGAAAGAAAACCAGAAUGGCUACAAAAACAUAUAUUUGGAAACGAGCUUAUUCCAUAUGGACAAGCUCUGUUUGAAGAGCUUGAACCGGAAACUCAGGAAAGAGUCAUGCAAACAAUACGCGAAGACUCAAAUACAAACUAUGACAAAAUCUUUCUAGGAUAUAGGUUACCUGAGAUGGGCGACCAGAGCCCAAAGGCAAAAAGGACAUGGGAAAUUUACAACAUACUAGGUGAACAUGAGGCAAAGAUGCAACAACUUGAAGCAGGGGGCAAGUUACCAAAAGCGACACCAAAGAAGAAGAGUAGAACAAAGUAA